Molecule: messenger RNA, 1266 nt
Organism: Naumovozyma dairenensis CBS 421
Lineage: Eukaryota; Fungi; Ascomycota; Saccharomycetes; Saccharomycetales; Saccharomycetaceae
Gene: ECM33
Product: Ecm33p
Exons: 1
Coding region: 1-1266 (421 amino acids)
Biological process (GO): fungal-type cell wall organization
Cellular component (GO): plasma membrane; fungal-type cell wall
Source: RefSeq, a predicted model, not a curated record
AUGCAAUAUAAAUUAGCUUUCGCUGGUGCCUCUUUAAUGGCUGCCUCUGCCAUGGCAGCAAAUUCCACGGCCGUCCCAUCUUCCUGUAGUAUAGGUUCCAAAGCUACCGCUACAGCUCAAGCAGAUCUAGACAGGUAUGCUGGUUGUGAAACCCUUGUCGGUAACUUAACCAUCACCGGUGAAUUAGGUUCCGCUGCUAUCGCAAACGUUAAAGAAUUAGACGGUUCUUUAACCAUCAACAACGCUACUUCUUUAGGUGCCUUUUCUGCUGAUUCUAUACAGAAAAUCACCGGUGCCUUAACUCUAGAAGGUUUAACCAUUCUAGAUUCUGCCUCCUUCGGUUCUUUAGCUCAAGUUGGAUCUAUUACGUUACAAACUUUACCAGCUAUUACUACUUUCUCUUCUAACUUACAAAACGCUGAUGAUAUCUUAAUCUCUGAUACUACUUUAGAAUCUGUCGAUGGUUUCUCAACUUUGAAAAAAUGUAGUGUCAUCAACAUUAACAAUAACAGAUAUUUGACCUCUUUUGAAUCUGCUUUGGAAUCCAUUUCUGAUUCUUUACAAUUUUCUUUCAACGGUGAUGAAGCAAAUGUCACUUUCGAUAAAUUGGUCUGGGCUAAUAACAUUACUUUAAGAGAUGUUCAAAAGGCCUCCUUUGCUAAAUUACAAAAAGUUAACGCUUCUCUAGGUUUCAUUAACAACUCUAUUGAAUCCAUCGAUUUAUCUAAAUUGACUACUGUCGGUCAAACUUUCAGUGUCGUUUCAAAUGAUGAAUUAACUACUUUGAAAUGUAGUAACUUAACCUCCGUUGGUGGUGGUCUAGUCGUUGCUAACAACACCGAUUUGAAAAUCAUUAAUGGUCUUAAGAACUUAGCAACUGUCGGUGGUGCUAUCGUCGUCACUGGUAACUUCACCGCUUUAGAUCUUUCCUCUUUGAAAUCUGUCAGAGGUGGUGGUGAUUUUGAAACUAAAUCUGGUAACUUCUCAUGUUCCGCUUUGAAGAAACUACAAUCUAAAGGUGUCAUUCAAGGUGAUUCUUUUGUUUGUAAGAACGGCGCUGUCUCCUCUAGUUCCUCUAAGGCUUCUUCAAAGAUAUCCUCUUCUAAGAACUCUAAGGCUACCUCUACUUCUUCUGAAUCCAGUUCAUCAUCUACUGCAACAUCUUCUACUAACGGUACUUCUUCUUCCAACGCUGCUAUUGCUCAAUAUGUCCCAGCUACUUCUUUCAUGGGUGCUGUUGCAGCUGUGUUUGUUGCCUUAUUGUAA